Messenger RNA from Dipodomys spectabilis (banner-tailed kangaroo rat), 602 nucleotides. RefSeq names its product ER membrane protein complex subunit 4-like. The transcript has a single exon. Gene Ontology annotation, biological process: protein folding in endoplasmic reticulum. The coding region runs from base 1 to 546 and encodes 181 amino acids. The record is from RefSeq and is a predicted model, not a curated record. Lineage: Eukaryota; Metazoa; Chordata; Mammalia; Rodentia; Heteromyidae. Gene Ontology annotation, cellular component: EMC complex.
AUGACAGCUCCGGGCGGCCUGGUCACCAGCCAAGGCCGGAGAUUCAAGUGGGCCAUUGAGUUGAGCGGGCCCAGCAGAGUCAGCAGGGGCCGAAGUGACCGGGGCAGUGGCCAGGGAGACUCACUGUACCCGGUCGGGUACUUGGACAAGCAGGUGCCAGACAUCAGCGUGCAGGAGACGGUCCGGAUCCUGGUGGAGAAGCGCUCCUGGGACAUCGCCCUGGGCCCCCUCAAAGAGAUCCCCAUGAACCUCUUCAUCAUGUACAUGGCCGGCAACACCAUCUCCAUCUUCCCUACCAUGAUGGUGUGCGUGAUGGCCUGGCGGCCGGUCCAGGCCCUCAUGGCCAUUUCAGCCACUUUCAAGAUGCUAGAGAGUUCAAGUCAGAAGUUUCUUCAGGGUCUGGUUUAUCUCAUUGGGAACCUGAUGGGCUUGGCACUGGCUGUUUACAAGUCCAUGGGUCUGUUACCUACACAUGCAUCAGAUUGGUUAGCCUUCGUCAAACCUCUGGAGAGAAUGGAGUUCAGUGGUGGAGGACUCGUUUUGUGAACCUGAGAAACAAGCUCCUUGAACCUAAAGUAAAUGGGCCUUAUUUAUACCCUGUU